This is a messenger RNA of Penicillium brasilianum, 1363 nucleotides long. Lineage: Eukaryota; Fungi; Ascomycota; Eurotiomycetes; Eurotiales; Aspergillaceae. The record is from the annotation of a GenBank genome assembly.
CACACUUUCUGAAGAACGGGUGAUACAGCGAGCCAGUACACGGAUGGCAAACUAGAAACAUACAAAAUGCACAUCUUGACCAAAUACUCCCAUCGCAUCCUCUCCACAUCUCAUCAUCAUAUCUCACGCGGCCCUCUCAUUCUCAAGCGCUACAUCGGAAUUCCCCCAGCAUUUCUCCUAGACGAUUACACCCCCCGGUACCACCUUAUUAGCUCAGUCGAUGCCUCGAAAAAACGAUCCCUAGCAUACGCCCACUUACGCGAAUGCAAUCUAUGCCCUCGAAAAUGCGGGGUAAACAGAUACGAGACGACGGGGAUGUGCAUGAUUGGAGCGGAGACAGCUAAAGUGAACGUGAUUGCGCCGCAUCGCGGGGAAGAACCGUGUAUCCAGGGGUUUCACGGUAGUGGAUCGGUCUUUUUCUCGGGUUGUAAUCUUCGUUGUGUGUUUUGUCAGAAUCAUGAUAUCGCUCACCAGCGCAAGGGCUUUGAUCUGACCCCCGAAGAACUUGCAGAAUGGUAUAUCAAGCUUCAACAGAUUGGCAACGUCCAUAACAUCAACCUCGUGACCCCCGAACACGUCGUCCCACAGGUUGUCCUUUCUAUCUUGGCCGCAAGGGACAUGGGCCUCCGCAUUCCAAUAAUCUACAACACAUCGUCAUUCGACUCGUUGGACUCGCUCAAACUUCUCGACGGCCUCGUCGACAUAUACCUCCCCGAUUUUAAAGUCUGGCGCAAUGAGACAUCGACACGACUCCUAAAGGCAGACAAUUACGCCGCCACGGCAAUGGAAAGUAUCAAAGAGAUGCACCGGCAAGUCGGUGAUCUGUCAUUUACAUCAGACGGUAUUGCCAAGAGGGGUGUACUCUUGCGACACCUGGUUAUGCCGGGUAAAGAAAAUGAAGGACGGGAGAUUAUGCGCUGGCUCGCUGAGAAUGUCUCCCGGGACCUUUACGUGCAUAUCAUGGAGCAAUAUCAUCCCGAUGCGCAUGUCGGGAAGAAGAGGCGAGUAACGAGGAGGGCUCGUUUGGGAGAUGAAGAAGGGGGCGCGCCGAAGGAGGAGGUUCGGUACUCGGAGAUUAAUCGUGCUAUACGUGAUGAUGAACUGAAUACUGUUAGAGAUGCUGCGUUUCAGGCUGGGCUGUGGCGGUUUUGCGAGGUUUAUGAGCAGAAUAGUGCGUUUCAUCUAUGAAUUUGUGCUUGUUUCUUAAAGUUUUGUGGAUAGUGUACGUAUAGACUAACAAGAUAGUGAUAAAUUCUUGCAUGGAGAUGAUGGACACCCAAGUCAUUCUCAUUGGCAAGAAUCAUAUUGAAUCAAAUUGAAUCAUAUUCUCGAGCUUCUUCUCGAAUCUCAUCAGAUAUGCUCG